GGCCGCCCAGGUGAUGGAGCAGGGGCACCGGUGCGGCCAAGAGCCGUACCCCAACCCUAAUUCCGAAAAACAGCCCACUACGUCCGGGGGUGCCUGAAGCGCAAGAGGCACCCGGCUCCUCGGGCUUCCCCUCCGCGCCCCCACCUGUAGGGCGGCAUCCCCAAAGCUCCUUCUUGCCCGAGUGUUUUGGAAACCGUCAACGGAAACUCAGAGGCCAAAGAAUGUGACGGGCGAUCAUAAAUAUGCAGAAGAGAUGGAGCCCAAAUAGCAGACGCAUGGAACCAGGGCUCGCCGGGGUCGGGGAUCUGGAGCCGGGCUCUCGCUGCCGCGGCCGCGCGGGCGGUGCCAAGACCGGGCAGGCGGCGCCGGCGCACUUCGGGCACCGAGCCUGCAAAAGAGGCCCCGGGCGGGCGGCCGGACGCCUCGCAGACGGCGGGCAGCGGGUGCAGCGACCGUCGCCCCGGGGCUCCUCUGCCGACCCUCCGUCCGCCUCCGCGCCCAGCGCGCUACCUCCCGGCCCCCGACCCCAGCCCCGGAGGCGGCCGCUCUGCCCGGCCGCGCGGCCUGGCUGCAUGGAGCCCGGCGCGGCGUUCCGGACAGCCGAGCCCGCCGCGGCGCGGGAAGGAACCGCGCGCCACGCUGAGGGCAGGAAGAAGAUGGCGGCGGCCGUGGGGACGGCGGCGGCGGCGGCGGCCUCCCACGCGCCGCUGACGCCAAUGGUGCGCGCCGGCCGGCGAGCCGCGGAUGGCGGCGGCGGCGGUAGCGGCAGCGGCCCGGGCUCCGGCGAGGGGCGGGGCGAGGUUGGGAGGGGGCCGGCCGGAGGCGGAGGCCGGGUCGGAGGCUGGAGGGAGGCGGUGGGGACAGUUUGUUGUGCUCGGAACAUGGCGGGCGUCGGCGAUGCGGCCGCCCCGGGAGAAGGCAGCGGUGGCGGCGGCGCGGGCGGCCGGGAGCGGGACGGCCGCGGUGAGGCGGAGCAGCCGGGAGGCGGCGGCGGCGGCCACGAGCCCCCGCCGGCGCCUCAGCACACGGAGACGCUGGGCUUUUAUGAGAGCGACCGGCGGCGGGAGCGGCGCCGCAGCCGCGCAGAGCUUUCAUUGUUGAGGUUCCUCAGUGCUGAACUAACCAGAGGGUACUUCCUUGAACAUAAUGAGGCCAAGUAUACAGAAAGAAGAGAAAGAGUAUACACUUGUAUGCGAAUACCAAGAGAAUUGGAAAAGCUCAUGGUUUUUGGAAUCUUUCUGUGCCUGGAUGCAUUUCUGUAUGUGUUCACCCUGCUUCCUUUAAGAGUUUUCCUGGCACUAUUCAGGCUCUUCACUCUGCCUUGCUAUGGCUUAAGGGACAGACGUUUGCUUCAGCCUGCUCAGGUGUGUGACAUUCUGAAGGGUGUCAUUUUGGUGAUAUGCUAUUUUAUGAUGCACUACGUUGACUACUCCAUGAUGUAUCACCUGAUAAGGGGGCAGUCAGUCAUCAAGCUCUACAUCAUCUACAAUAUGCUCGAGGUAGCAGAUCGUCUGUUUUCAUCAUUUGGACAAGAUAUAUUAGAUGCUCUCUAUUGGACAGCAACGGAACCUAAAGAAAGAAAAAGAGCCCAUAUCGGAGUGAUCCCUCACUUUUUCAUGGCUGUUCUCUAUGUCUUUUUGCAUGCAAUUCUUAUUAUGGUUCAAGCAACAACUCUCAACGUGGCUUUUAACUCGCACAACAAGUCACUGCUUACCAUCAUGAUGUCUAAUAAUUUUGUUGAAAUUAAAGGAAGUGUUUUCAAGAAGUUUGAAAAGAACAAUCUUUUUCAGAUGUCGAAUAGUGAUAUUAAGGAACGAUUCACGAAUUAUGUGCUUUUGCUAAUAGUGUGUCUAAGAAACAUGGAGCAGUUUUCUUGGAAUCCAGAUCACCUCUGGGUGUUGUUUCCAGAUGUCUGUAUGGUGAUUGCAUCAGAAACUGCUGUGGAUAUUGUAAAACAUGCCUUUAUCACCAAGUUCAAUGACAUUACCGCAGAUGUCUACAGUGAAUAUAGAGCCAGCCUUGCUUUUGACCUUGUUAGCAGUCGACAGAAAAAUGCAUAUACUGAUUACAGUGACUCUGUGGCACGGAGGAUGGGGUUCAUCCCUCUCCCACUGGCUGUUCUACUCAUCAGAGUUGUAACAAGCUCAAUUAAGGUGCAAGGAAUCCUGUCUUAUGCCUGUGUCAUACUCUUCUAUUUGGGGUUGAUAUCCCUGAAAGUACUUAACAGCAUCGUGCUUUUGGGGAAAUCAUGCCAGUAUGUGAAGGAGGCCAAGAUGGAAGAAAAGUUGUUUAAUCCCCCUCCAGCCAGCGCACCAGGCAAACCACCUAAUAAAUCACAGAACAAAUGUAAACCCGCUCAAGAAGAAAACCUGUCCGCUUCAGUCACAAGCCAGCCUGUUCAUCCAAAGGAAAAUGUCAUCCCGUUACUUGUGGCAAGCAGUUCUGAUCAGUUUCUGACCACUCCAGAUGGCGAUGAGAAGGACAUAACACAGGAAAGCUCUGAAUUAAAGCACAGAUCCUCAAAGAAAGAUUUGUUAGAGGUAGACAGGUUCACAAUCUGUGGAAACCGAAUCGACUGAACUCUGCGGCCUCUUGUGCCCAAGAUGCAGAGUCCCGGGACAGGAGAUGCUCUGCUCCCAGGACGGACAGAUGCAAAAAAAUGGCACUUAAAUAUUUAUUUAAAAACUUAAAUUAUUAAUGGAAAGCGAAUCUUAAUAUCUUUCUUCCAGUAAUGGGGUUUGGCUGUCGCUCAAGCCGCAGAAAAGCAGCGGCCUCCAGACUGGACUCUGGAAACCUGACUGGUUGGAGGAGCCCCUCCUACUCGGCAGGGAGCAGUCACCCCCGGGCCUCACGGGCGAAACGUCAGAAUCACUCUGCUUCGUCAGUCCUCGCUUCCAGAACAUCGAAUUUUGCCUCAAGGCUUCUUCAGUACAAGGAUAUACCUGGAAAACUGUGAAGCUUUUCCCAUGACAUUACCUUUCCAGUCCCGUACUAUUUUCACAAACAGUUUUCAAACUGUAUUUCAUCUGCCAAAGCAUUAAAAAAAAGUAAUUAAACUUAAGAUAAAUGUUCUUACCACCAGAAUAAUCCUUGAAGAUGUAUCUGAAUUAAUCAGAAUAAAAGGCUACCUAAAAUAAUUCAUGAUGAAUAAUAGCAUUUUAUAGGAAAAAACCCUAAGCCAGUUUAUUUAAAAAAUAUUCAUUACUGAAGGUUGCAUCACGGAGAAAAUGUUUCAUAAUUUUUCAGUUUACUUUUUGAAGCAAAAUGUGAGCUGUGUAUUGUUCCAUUGCAAUGGAUAAAAUAGAAAUACCCUUACAAAAAGGCACUUUUUUAUACUGAAAAAGCAGAGCAGUGUUAACUUUAAUGUAUAGUUAACUGGUUUCACUUUAAAACUAAUUGCUUCAUAAAUUGUUACGGUUAAAAGGAUUUGGUGUUGAAUGGGCUGAAGAACUGUCAGUGUACAAAAUCCAAAGGUGUCAACUUUAACAGAGUUUUUUUUAAAGUGAAUACUCUAAAUGGUUUGGGCAGCGUCUUGCUUGGACUUAAAAACACGGGAGUCCUGCUGAGUGGAGCGUCCGUGGCGGUGCCUGUGUUGGGGGCUGCGUGUUUGGGCUGCGAGCGCGGCGUUGGGGUUGCAGGGGAUGAGGGGUGUGUGUUUGGACGCUGGGAACAGCAACCAAAAGGUGCUUUUUGGUUUUGUUUGAGAUCAAGAUUUCUGUUUUGCUUAAUUACUAGUUUGUGGCCCACAUCAUGGGCCAAGUCAUUUCCCACCACAGUUUUAUCUUGAGAAGCCUUUCUGCAUUUUCAUAAAAAUGUUAUAGCGUCUCAUUUCAAAAUGUGCGGAUGUUGCUGUUCACUGUCAUUUCCUUUGAUGUUUUCAUGCUGAAGUUCAGCUCUUGUGCUGACACUUCAGGCAUAUGAUAUGCAGAAGGUAAAUUUUAGGGGAUCCAUCUCUUUCCUGGGUGAAAUACAAUGCACGCUUUAAUGUUUUGGCUUCUUUGGCUUCUGUAUAAAUACAGAAGUGAAUCUUAAUGUUUUGCAUUAACUAACGAAAUAGGAAGAUUAAUGUUCACGUAGGGUAAAAGAGGAUAUCGUACCGAAAUGCUUUUGUGAAACCAGGAAGUAUUUUGAGUUAAAAAUGAAAAGACUCGUGUUUUGUGUAUGUUUCAACAGAGUCCCAUUUUAGAAUUCUUGUAUCCAUCUCCUCUUCACCACCAAAAGGAACAGUGUCCACAUGAAUGGACUAGUUUAGGAGAAACUUUGCCAAAUGUAGCCCUGAUCAGAGCAAGAAUAUGAUUUGGGUAUAUCUGUCAAUUCAGCUUGAAUUUAUCCUGUUACUAUUGUGCUGUCAUUUUCGGAAGAUUUCAUUUCCUUUGCAGAAUCUGUUGGGAGUUUGGAAUGAUGUUCAUUUCUUCUGUUAAAAUGGCAUUCAGUACUAAUUUUAUAAGUGCAUCUUGUGUGAAACUCAAUAAAUUCAAUUUUGUAAUCUUUUUUAAAAA
Messenger RNA from Lutra lutra (Eurasian river otter), 4499 nucleotides. It is a transcript of the gene TAPT1, whose product is annotated as transmembrane anterior posterior transformation 1. The record is from RefSeq and is a predicted model, not a curated record. Gene Ontology annotation, cellular component: ciliary basal body; endoplasmic reticulum membrane. Bases 243 to 2579 code for a protein of 778 amino acids. The transcript has 14 exons. Lineage: Eukaryota; Metazoa; Chordata; Mammalia; Carnivora; Mustelidae. Gene Ontology annotation, biological process: positive regulation of cilium assembly; maintenance of protein localization in endoplasmic reticulum.